UUUAACUUUUCUGAUUCCCAUGUCAAAAUGAAGGUAAAAGUUGCUGCUGCACAAAUGAGCCAUACUGUUGCAGCUGCAAUUGAAACAUAUGUUUCUACUCACACAUUACCAUCUGAAGCUAUACACACAGCUGAGUUUGUGGAAAAGGUAGAUAAUCUCUUUGAUUCACUCAACAGUAAUGAGCAAUAUCCCAGGGAUGGAAAACAAUUUAGAUGUUGGCAGAUUGCAUUACGGUCUAUUACUUUCUUGUGGAAGACCUUGAAAGUGGUUGGCUUUAAGUAUUUAAAUUUAAAGGCGUUCAAUCAAGAUGCUUUAGAAAAUUUCUUUUGUUGUAUAAGACAACAUGGUAUUGCUAAUACAAACUCAACUUGUUUUCAGUUUGUACAGGCUCUGAAGACUUGUGUUGUCAAUCACAUGACUAUGCCUUUCAAAGCCAUGAGUUUUGUGUCACUUUUUGGCAGCUAG
Schistocerca cancellata (South American locust) is the source of this 465-nucleotide messenger RNA. RefSeq lists its product as uncharacterized. NCBI's taxonomy places the organism in Eukaryota, Metazoa, Arthropoda, Insecta, Orthoptera, Acrididae. The record is from RefSeq and is a predicted model, not a curated record. The transcript is spliced from 3 exons. The coding region runs from base 28 to 465 and encodes 145 amino acids.